AUGUCCAAAUCCGAAGCGGCCAUGGUAUCCGAUAUCGACAAGCGGACAAAGGAGACACCACCUACAAAUGAUCUCACCAUAACUACAUCUUCCACAUCAACAUCAUCAUCCACCUCGCUUCUUCAACCUAAACCUCACUACUCCAUCUUCCACUAUCUCAAUCUUGCAUCAGAAAAACUAGAUUCACUAGGAGUAGAAACCAGAGGAAUAGAGAGGAUUCUACCAAACGAACGGUCAACCAACACGACAAAAUUACUAAUCAGCGUCAUUGGAUUCUGGUUCUCGGCCUGUGGUGGACUCUCAUCCAUGUCAUCUUUCUACCUCGGCCCCUUGUUAUUCGAACUCGGAUUGCGCAACACGUUAAUUGCAGGACUUGUAGGCCACACGUUAGGAUGCUUCAUCGCGGCAUAUUGUUCAGUGAUGGGGCCCAGAUCCGGAUGUCGACAAAUGGUAAGUGCAAGAUUCCUCUUUGGAUGGUGGUUUGUGAAGUUCGUGGCGUUGGUCAAUAUUAUUGGGGUCACUGGAUGGUCAGUCGUCAAUUGUGUUGUCGGUGGUCAGAUUUUGGCUAGUUUGAGCGAUGAUCGGGUCCCGUUGUGGGCGGGGAUUGUUAUUAUUGCUGGUGUCACGCUUCUUGUUGCAAUUGGUGGGAUCAAGCAGUUGUUGAGAGUGGAAACGUUUCUUAGCAUACCUGUCAAUUUGUCAUUCUUGUUGUUGUACAUUGUUGCGUCGCAGAAAUUCCAAUACUUGACCUUGGAUGAUGCCAUUACUGAUUCUGCCACAAUCAAGGGCAACUGGCUAAGUUUCUUUUCGUUAUGCUACUCCAUAACUGCAACUUGGGGUGGGAUUGCUUCUGACUACUACAUUCUCUUUCCUGAGGAUACACCAGAUGUGCAAGUGUUUUGUAUCACUUUGUUGGGCAUUUUCCUCCCCACCACGUUUGUCGGUGUUGCUGGGUUACUCAUUGGCAAUGUUGCCCUUGGAUACAAGCCAUGGGGUGAUGCAUAUGCGAAAUGGGGAAUGGGUGGAUUGUUGAAUGAAGCAUUUAAGCCAUGGGGAGGUGGCGGCAAGUUCUUGCUCGUUGUCAUUUUCCUUUCGUUAAUUUCAAAUAAUAUUCUCAAUACGUACUCGGCAGCAUUUGGAUUACAAUUGGCAGGUACAGUGUUUGCAAAGAUUCCGAGAUGGCUUUGGGCAAUUGCAAUCACUGCUGUAUAUUUGGUGGCGGCAUUAGUUGGUCGGAAUGAGUUUUCAACGAUUUUGGGCAAUUUCUUGCCAAUGAUUGGAUACUGGAUUUCAAUGUAUUUCAUAUUGUUGCUUGAGGAAAAUACCAUAUUCCGUACUAGCAGAUUCCACCAUUUGUACAAAUUAGAAUUUGCCAAAGAUGAUUCUACAUCAACAUCACCGUCAUCUUCCAUCAAUGAAUUGGGACAAGAGGCUGAAACCAACAGUGCCAACCCCGCCCAUUUACUUCGCCGUCCCAAUCAUCAUUACAAUUUCAAUAUAUGGAAUGACUACGAUAAGCUAACUCACGGGUGGGCUGCUACUGCGUCGUUUAUUAUUGGAGCUACUGGCGCAGCAGUGGGGAUGGCACAGACAUACUGGGUUGGUCCAAUUGCACGUAGAAUUGGCGGUGAGUAUGGUGGUGAUAUUGCCAUGUGGUUGUGUAUGGGGUUUAGUGGGAUAGUUUAUCCUGUGUUGCGGUAUGCUGAGCUAAAGUAUUGCAAGAGGUGA
Messenger RNA from Lodderomyces theae, 1728 nucleotides. RefSeq lists its product as uncharacterized. Bases 1 to 1728 code for a protein of 575 amino acids. NCBI's taxonomy places the organism in Eukaryota, Fungi, Ascomycota, Pichiomycetes, Serinales, Debaryomycetaceae. Gene Ontology annotation, molecular function: transmembrane transporter activity. Gene Ontology annotation, cellular component: fungal-type vacuole membrane; plasma membrane. The record is from RefSeq and is a predicted model, not a curated record. Gene Ontology annotation, biological process: transmembrane transport. The transcript has a single exon.